UCAGAGUCCUCAACAGAUUUGAAGUCUCACACACACUGCAUUCUUUUGCCCUUUCACUCAAAAGAUUGCAAGAUUCUCUUCAAGCAAACAAAUAGGGGACAAUGGAGUGCGAAGGAAUUCUCUUGGGGAUGGGUAACCCACUCCUCGACAUUUCUGCUGUCGUCGACCAUGAAUUCUUGAACAAGUACGAUAUCAAGCUGAACAAUGCAAUUCUUGCCGAUGAAAAGCACUUGCCUAUGUAUGAAGAAAUGACAUCUAAGUACAAUGUUGAGUACAUUGCUGGAGGUGCAACGCAGAAUUCAAUCAGGGUUGCUCAGUGGAUGCUUCAAAAACCGGGUGCCACCAGUUUCAUGGGUUGUAUUGGAAAGGACAAGUUUGGGGAAGAGAUGAAGAAAAAUGCAAAAGAAUAUGGUGUUAAGGUUCACUAUUAUGAGCAUGAGACUACGGCAACAGGUACUUGUGCUGUUUGUGUGCUUGAUGGUGAGAGGUCUCUCAUAGCCAACUUGUCUGCUGCAAAUUGCUACAAGUCUGAACAUUUGAAGAGACCUGAAAAUUGGGCUUUGGUUGAGAAGGCCAAGUACUACUACAUUGCUGGAUUCUUCCUUACUGUUUCCCCGGAAUCCAUUAUGCUUGUUGCUGAGCAUGCAGCUGCCAACAACAAGUUGUUCAUGAUGAACCUUUCUGCACCAUUUAUUUGUGAGUUUUUCCGGGAAGUACAAGAGAAGGCAUUGCCGUAUGUGGACUAUAUCUUUGGAAAUGAGACAGAGGCAAGAACCUUUUCUAAAGUUCAUGGUUGGGAGACUGAUAAUGUUGAAGAAAUAGCACUCAAAAUCUCACAGUGGGCUAAGGCAUCAGGAACACACAAGAGGAUCACUGUCAUCACUCAGGGUGCAGAUCCAGUUGUCGUAGCAGAGGACGGGAAAGUGAAGCUGUAUCCUGUGAUAACUUUGCCGAAGGAGAAACUUGUUGACACUAAUGGUGCAGGUGAUGCAUUUGUGGGAGGAUUCAUCUCACAGUUGGUCCAGGAAAAGCCGAUUGCAGAAUGCAUUAGAGCAGGUUGCUAUGCAGCAAACGUUAUCAUCCAGAGACCUGGUUGCACCUACCCUGAGAAGCCUGACUUUGAGUAAUAAAGCCGGCUAUUCAUUCUCUUUGGUGGCUGGCACCAGCUUUUAUUUACUUAUAUUAUAAUUAUUGAGAGAUUCUUGGAGUACGAUUCAUUGGAGGGAUUUGUACUGACCUCCAAUUCACCCAAGUACCCAACCUUAUUUUUCAUUUCACAAAGGAGAACAAGCCAGCUCUCAUUCAAUAAAUUGUAGGGCGUUGUAAUGUUGUAUGUUUUAAUGUUCAGUGGAGCCAUGUUUUGGAUAAUCUACACGAGGCUCUAUGUUCCUUGUCCAUUGCCUACUUUUAUCAUUCAAUUGCCUCGGUGAUUAUAAUAUUAUAUCAUACUGGUAACUAGUGCUACUAUACUAAAUGAGCCUGGUUCGAACUUGAGCAAGUGUGUCAAGUUCGAGACUUCGAGCUGUUAUAUUUGUAAUCCUAAUUCUGGUUAUAUUUAUCCAUGAUGUUAAAUGCUUAGAUCGGAAGGUAAAGCAAGAUUAAGAAUAAUUUAGGUCUGGCCCGUUUCAGCCUUUAUAUUUUGGUUUGGGCCUGUUUUAGAAAAGUCCAGUCCAUUCUCUAUAUCUUUGACCCAGCUCUUUUGAUUUGCAUAUAAGACGUCUCCUUCCUUCCUUCUGGAGAUAUCUUUUGCGUCAUUUGAAACCCUAAGUCCAAAAAGGCGAGUCUGAGAGCUUGAGCGUUGAAGAGAGAGAAACCUCUGGUUUUUUCUUCUGUUCGUUCGAUUCUACUUCACUUGAGGUCAAAGCAAGCUGAGAAAGGUUGGAGAUCAAUCGUGUGGAGAAGCUGGAACGCUGGGCUGUUGGUUCGAUUCCAAGAAUCUGAUACACCUGGGUUUCUGAAGCUUUGUUCGGUUAUUUCUAUUCCUUUUACUAUUUUAGUUGUAUUGCUUGAGUUUUGGCUGAUUCUUGUGUGUUGGAUCUUAUUGAUUUCUGGUCUUGCUUUGCAACCAUCUUUGUAUUCAAACUUUUCUGAGCUAGUGGAUUCUUGGGACCGGGUUUCCCCUGUUGAAACCCCGCAGAGUAGGAUUUAUCCGAACUGCGUCAACAUAUCGUGUGUUCAUUUCUUUAUUUUCUGUAUUAGUUGAAUAAGAGUUGUGAAUCCGAUAUUUUGGCUGUGACUAUCAAUAUAGUCUGUGAACAAUUUUGGUAUCAGAGCCUAUACUUUAGAUUCUUGAAACCCUAAUCUAAAUUUCUGAUUUGAUUGAGUUUUUUCAAGAAACCCUAAUAAUUUGGCUUGCUGUUCUUCGAUCCUGAAACCCUAGCUCAAAACUGCUUGAAUCUUGAUUGCAUUUCUGUUGUGCUUGUCUGAUUGCAUCCUGACUGUUCUUUAAUCUGCAAACAUGUCUGACACUGGUAUCAAGAUCCGUAUCUUUGAUGGUACCAG
Molecule: messenger RNA, 2502 nt
Organism: Cuscuta epithymum
Lineage: Eukaryota; Viridiplantae; Streptophyta; Magnoliopsida; Solanales; Convolvulaceae
Source: the annotation of a GenBank genome assembly